Messenger RNA from Amphimedon queenslandica, 1728 nucleotides. Its product is annotated as protein asteroid homolog 1-like. The record is from RefSeq and is a predicted model, not a curated record. The transcript has a single exon. The coding region runs from base 1 to 1728 and encodes 575 amino acids. Lineage: Eukaryota; Metazoa; Porifera; Demospongiae; Haplosclerida; Niphatidae.
AUGGGAAUUCAAGGCUUAACAACGCUCAUUAAACAUCACUAUCCAUCAAGGACCUGGAGAACUGUUACACCAAGAGGCAAACUCGUAUUGGAUGGUAAAAAUGUCAGUGAAAUCGUAAUCGACAAAAACUGGCUACAUGGUGGACAGUAUGGGGAACCGAGGGACCACUUCAUAAGAUUCUUCAGAAGACUCAGCGAUAGUGGUAUAGACCCCAUUGUGAUAUUUGAUGGGGUUGAUUAUAAUCGAGAGAAAAGUGACACAAAGCUCCACCGAAAGAAAGAAAAGGUUAAAAAGGUCUUUAAUGCAAUUUUAGAAGAUAGAAUAACAGACUCUGUUGUCCCAAUAUUCACUGACAUCGUAUUCUGUGAGACUCUAAAAGAGCUUGGAGUUGAGUUUAUAUUUGCUGAUGGAGACGCAGACCGAGACACAGCCCGAAUAGCUAACCACUACAAUUGUCCAGUCGUUGCCAAUGAUUCUGAUUAUUUCAUCUUUAAUUUGAAAGCUGGAUAUAUUCCAUUGGAUUGUCUCUACUGGGAUCAACAACCGGUGAAAGCCAAAUUAUACGAACGAGAUCAAUUUGCUUAUAAAUUUUAUUUUGAUCACAACCCAGAUCUUAUUUACCUCAUACCAGCCAUUAUGGGAAAUGACUUCAUGAAGCGAAUGAAGCCAAGAAGUUUAAGUGGCGCGAUUGCUGAUGCUUCUCAGAAAGCGAAAAUAUCUGGAACAGAAAUGAAGCAAGAUGAGAAGCUAGACAUGUUAUACUACAUUUCCACUUUUGACACUGUCAAAGACUUCAUGACUCAUUUAUCUGAAGUCUGCCAAGACAGUGAGAUUUGCAGCAUCAAGAAAAACUAUGAGAAAGCAAAGGAAUUGUAUGACGUAGGAGAAAUCAGUAUGGUCGACCUUAGAGAGAGCAAAAAUCUGAAGACAGCAAAUGGUACUCUGCUUCCUCGUUUUAUAAGGCAAGAGUAUCGCAAAGGAUGCUUUGCUACAUCAGUAAUGGCAGUACUAGUAUUGAACGAGUCUACAAUACCAGUGAUGGUUGAUAGCCCACACGAUUACACAGCAAUGAGGAUAGGAGAGCACAUCAGGAAAUGUAUCUAUAUGAUACUGUCACCAUACUUAUCAAAACCAGAAGUAAUAGAAACCACGUUUACUCAUCAUAUGGAGGAUCCCCACCCUCGUGAGGAAAGGGUCCGAUGGACUGAUGUCAGGCUCAAUUUACCGUAUAUUGAUGACAUGCAGUAUCUCAGCAAAAAUGAAAGAAUUGAAAUACUUUGUAGAGUAUUGGAGACACCUUUUGAAGUCCAGAUGAUCUUUAUAAAAUCAGAAUUAAUAUGGAAGCUAGUUGCAGUGUCGUUGCACUAUUGGUCACAGCAUGCUCAUCCUGAUAUUCAUUUAAUUGAGGCAUUGGUUCUGUGCUUUAUUCAUUGCUCCUUUGAUGAAACAGUAUGUCCCUCGUCAGAUUUACCUGAUUACAAAAGAAAUAAAAUGUGGCUGGAAGCGUUGCACAUUUUUGCACAAUGGAAGAGCACAUAUUAUGAUGCAUUCAGGCUCAACAAUGUCCUAAUGAAUCCGUUACCAUUCAUGUCACCAGCACUUUUGUUUAAUGGUAAACUCAUCAUGCAUUAUGCUUGCACAAGGGAAUUUAUUAUGCACAAAAGAAAAAUCCUGGAGUCUUCAAGUGCCAAAACUCUUUUUGAAAAACUUAUGUCUGUAUGUACCUAA